This is a messenger RNA of Hyposmocoma kahamanoa, 3708 nucleotides long. RefSeq names its product mediator of RNA polymerase II transcription subunit 25-like. Gene Ontology annotation, cellular component: mediator complex; transcription regulator complex. Lineage: Eukaryota; Metazoa; Arthropoda; Insecta; Lepidoptera; Cosmopterigidae. The transcript is spliced from 16 exons. Gene Ontology annotation, biological process: positive regulation of transcription by RNA polymerase II. The record is from RefSeq and is a predicted model, not a curated record. The coding region runs from base 27 to 2147 and encodes 706 amino acids.
UAAGUAGAUUAUAUUUAUUGUCGACGAUGGUGGUGAACGCUCCGGACGCUCCCGUGCAAGCUGAGGUUAUUUUCCUCAUAGAAGUGACCUCAACUAAUGGAGCGUACAUUAAUGAGUUGAAAACGAAUUAUAUAGUCCCUACAUUAGAGUAUUUUCAUGGUGGCGCCCUUGAGGAAGGUGGUGGUACAGGCUCAGUAUACAGCAUAGUCACAUAUAAGAAUGCAGACUGCCAUCCUGGGCUUCCAGUUGCUACAUAUGGACCAUUUUUUGGCCCACAAGAGGUUAUUGAUAGGGUGGAUAAAUUACAGUUCAUAGGCGGUCACUCAGAGAGCCGUGCCUGUGUGACUGAGGCCCUAGCUACGGCUCUAGUAUGUCUGGACGAGCUGCGACGAGCAGACGUGCCUGCCCACAUAUUACUGCUCUGCUGCAGUGCACCAUAUACGGCCUACGCGGGAGGCUUGGCACCACCAGGCAGUCCAAGCACGCUAGAACAAGCUGCACGUAUGCUAUGCGAGCGAGGCGUGCAGCUGUCAAUAGCGAGCGCUCGCAGAAUAGCCGCUCUACAUGCUUUGUAUGAACAAGCUGGCGGCGAAUUGCUGGCUGCCACGCAGAGAAAUUAUGCGAAGGACCCUCGGCAUCUCGUGCUCCUGCGCGGGUAUAGCCUCAAGGAGCGGCCACCCAGUCCAGCGCCGCCGCCUGUGCCGGAGAUACAGACAGAUGUUUACCCACCUCAAGGCCGCGGGGCCGCACCCGCCGCACGUCCCCCGGCGCCGGCCUUUCCUCGAGCUGCACCCCCCGCCGCUCGCGGCAACUGGCUAACGCCGCGAACUGCGCUCUACGCCAACAACUCAGCCCUGUUGACUCAACUAGCUCAACCAUCAUAUCCUCCUCCGCCGCCAUCGUCACACAAUCCUCAGAGAUUGCCGGGAAUGGCGGGGCCAGGUCCGUCUACGUCGUCGCCAGCUGCGGUGGCGCCGAUGCAACGCGCGUACAUCUGGAGCGGCGUGCUCGAGUGGAUGGAGAAGGGCAAGACACCCGGUGACCAGCAGAAAGUCACCAAACUGCUGCCCUGCCAGGUAUCAGCCAAUUCAAAAGACAUAGAGCCGGAACUGAAAGUGGAUACAUGGCCUAACAAGUUGCUGAUGCAGCUGAUGCCGAAGCAGCUCAUCAGCAACAUCGGAGGUCAGUACCUGAAGGACAGCAAGUCGGUGCUGUUCCACCUGCACCCCAACGAGGCGCUCGAAGCCCUCACCAAGGUCAUGGGCAACGGUUAUGCCGGAUGCGUCCACUUCUCGUCGCCACCGCAGUGCGACAUCAAAGUGCUCAUACUACUGUACACGCCUGACAAGAAGGCGUACCUCGGUUUCAUACCCAACAACCAAGCUACCUUCGUCGACAGGCUUAGAAAGGUGAUACAGCAGCAGAAAAUAACGCAGAUAAUAAAUAAGCAAAUGCCCGUUGGCGGUGCGCCGGGAGCUCUACCUAGCAACAUGCCUACGAGCACUAUGGCAGGCACAGGAGCAAUGCCAACGCCAGGCAUGUCGACGGCUAUGGGAACGUCAAUGGCCGGCUCGAGCGGCAUGGCGGGCGGCAGCGCUAUGGGCAGCAGCGCCAUGGCCGGCAGUGCUAUGGCCAGCAGUGGCAUGGGGGGAAGCGGUAUGGGCAUGGGGCAGGUCGGCCAGAUGGGGCCGGGGACCGUGCCCGGACCCAGCCAGGGCAUGCAGCCGCAAGUGCAGCAGCAUCCCCAGGGUAUGAUGAUGGCGGCAGGCAUGGGCAACGUAGGCGGAGGAAAGGGACCACGACCGGUCACACAGUUGGAUGGGUUGGAAGCAGCUAGGCAGCAGAACCUCGAGAAGAUACAGCACUUGCAACAGACACUAGAGGCUGCUCAUCAACAGGAGGCACAGUUUAAGUCUCAAAUGGACAUCAUGUCGCACCUUCACGCUGCACAGCAGCAGGAGCUGAACUACAAGCAGUUAGAGGAGCAGCAACGCAAGCACCAGCUGCAGCAGCAGCUGCUGCGCGGCGCAGCUGCGGGCGCGCACCCGCCGCGCAUGCGCCCUAUGAUGCCCUCCAACCCCGGCCUGAGGCAUCUGCUACAGCAGCAGCAAGCAGCGAACCGCGGCCCCCGCCCCCCGCACAUGUGAAGCCCGCCUUCGCCUCCGCUACCCUCUGCACAACAACCGCAAUACCGGCCGGGCGGCGGACCACCCCGCCCUCCCUCGCAGAGCCAACAGUUCGACGAUGUCAAUAACUACAACGAUAUCUUUUAAACUGACCAUUAUUUAUCCCUUUCGUGGACAGUAACAGCGUUUAUCGUGAAAUAAAAUAUGAUAGUACGGGGCAGGGUUGUUGCUGAUGCAGGUUUUGUAUUAUAUAUUUUUAUGUUUAGAAAAAACGCGGAAAAUGUACAUCCUUACUGAAUCUAUUUACAUGUAAAUGCUUUCUACAUUCUUUGGUACUUUAGUAAAAUAUUAUUUCAAUUGUAUUGCGCAAUUUAUUAAUAAAAGAAUCAAUCUGCAUAAAAACCAUUAAUCUGCCAAGCUUAAUCAUUGUGGAACUUUAUCAAAUUUAUGUAUUAAAAACAACAUCUGAGUUGCUUUUCGGCUUACAGUCUAUUUUUGGAAGGGUUGUAAAUUAUUCCAGCUUGCCUUUUAAGUCGUGUCACGACUCGAACAUCCGCAAUGAAUCUAUCAAUGCGGAUGCUGAUAUUUGCAACAGCCCUGGUACGGGGUACCCCGUUUCGUUAUUUGGGUCUAAAAAAAUCAACUACGGGAUUUACAGUGCGAUUUCCAAUUGAAGCAUUGUGUGCAACGAGGACGAGAAAAUUAAAAAUAAUGUUUUAAUAUCUUAUAUCUUUUUAAUAUUUAUAAUAUGCUUUUAUAUACUUUAUUAUCUAUUUUUCCUAUGAUUUAGCUAAAACAUUCAGGUGUUAUUAUUAUUUGAAAACAAUUAGAAAUAUUUGAAAAUAAUUUUUUUAUCCGCCCUUGUUGCACCAAAUCGGCAAAUUAAUGGGGCGUUCGUUUUAUUAUUGGUUUUUAAGGAAAUAAAUUGUGAAUCACUCUUAUUUGAAAGUUACUCAUUUCAUUUAUUCAUUUGAGAUUGUGUACUUGAAUGAAAUCCAGUUGUUGACUAGAUAAGUGAUCGCUUUGUAUAAAAACAGAAUCUGUAUAGUAUAGUAUCUGAAUAGAUAAAUGUAAUUGCUGUAAUUGCUUCUUGAAAAAAUUGUAUUUGGAUACUGGAUCACUCUUCUGAUCCAGAUACCUCAAUACCUAACUAUUCAUUGCGUGAUUUUUAGCAUUCUAAAGCAAUGUUUGUAAAAAUAUCUAAAUUGAAAAAUAGGGACUUCGGGUUCUUUACCUCUCACCUACAAAUUUAUUUCUUUUUUGUGAAAGAUGUUUUUGAAAAAUUUCCGCCAUUAUAAAUUUCUCAGUCAUGCAUUACAUUGUGUUACUGUUGAUUUUAUUAUUUGGAAACGUAUUUUAUUUAAGUAUUCAUCCAUCCAUCCUUUUCAAAUGACCAAGCCAUCGACUGGUAUAUUGCGCCUUUAGAUAAUAAAUGUACUAUUAAGUUAGUUAAUGUGUUACUGUUCUCAAUGUUGUAAAUAUAGUUAACAAUGUGAUCUUAAAUAAUGUAAGCAACAAUUUUGUAUUUUGAAUUGUAAAAAAAAUUAUUUGAAAUAAAAUCGACUUUGUUAUUUAUAAUUAA